Molecule: messenger RNA, 1074 nt
Organism: Tigriopus californicus
Lineage: Eukaryota; Metazoa; Arthropoda; Copepoda; Harpacticoida; Harpacticidae
Exons: 3
Coding region: 1-1074 (357 amino acids)
Cellular component (GO): membrane
Source: RefSeq, a predicted model, not a curated record
AUGUCUACAAUGAAGGUCGUAAUCCUAACCUUGUUCAUCAGCCAAAUUGGCUUGAGCUUUCAAGCUAAUGGUCUCAAUACCAUGAGCGACUUGCCUCCAAUGGAUCAAGCAAAAGAUUCAAAGUUGGAUAUGUUGGGAAAUGAGCGACAAGAAGUUGGCGGAGGUAGGGUACUCCUCCCCCUGGAAUCUGAACAUACAAUGAAGAAUCACACAACAACAACGACGACGACUAUCCCUACAACUACAACAGCUACUACAACUACUACAACUACUACAACUACUACAACUGCUACAACUGCUACAACCUCUACUACUACUUCUACUACUACUUCUACUACCACUGCUACAACCACUACUACGACCACAACUACGUCCAUUACCACUACUCUAACAACAACCACUUCGACCAAAACAUCUUCGCCCUUCACCUUUCCGGACCCCACAACAACCACAGAUAAAACGCCUUCGCCGUUUACUUUUCCGGAUCCAACUACUUCAACCACCAAAACAUCGUCUCCUUUCACCUUCCCAGAUCCAACAACUUCGACGGAAAAGUCUUCUCCAUUUACUUUUCCGGAUCCAACAUCAUCCACCAAUCCAUCAACUCAUAUUUACACAUUUUCGCCCACAAGCACAGAAAGCACAACGGUGUCACCUUUUACGUUCCCUACUCCAACCGAUAAACCUCCCUUGGGCGGUGAUUUGAUUCCCAUUAUCGUUGGAUGCGUUUUGGGCGGUACCGUCAUUGUUGUCCUGAUUGGCUAUUGCAUAGCCAGAAUGAGAAGCCGAAAUAAUGACCCUGAAGCUGACCAGCUCAUUGAGUUUGAUGAAUGUUGGAAAUCUUCUCAAUACGAUCGGAAAAUGCCCAAUCUCCCAGAAGUCGGAUCCAAACUCGAAGACCUCGCCCAAAAUGCUUUCACCGACUCUCCAGAGGAUCCCCAAACCACAGACGAUGGUCCUCCUGAGUACGAGGAGGAAGAUGACUUGGUACCAAUCAUCCUGGGAUCUGUUCUAGCUGGAUUAGUGUUGCUAGUUUUGGCCGGGUAUCUGGUUCACAGGUUCUGGUCUUGCUAA